Lachancea fermentati is the source of this 1464-nucleotide messenger RNA. The record is from the annotation of a GenBank genome assembly. Lineage: Eukaryota; Fungi; Ascomycota; Saccharomycetes; Saccharomycetales; Saccharomycetaceae.
AUGUUAAGUUCUUUAAUCUUCAAAAGAUUUAUAUCGAAUAAGAAGAAAUCUGUUUCAGUAAUAGGUUCUGGACCUUCUGGUUUUUAUACAGUUUGCCGGCUACUUUCAAAAUCACCAGUACCACUUGCGGUAACGCUAUGGGAAAAGUUGCCAAUUCCUUUUGGCCUCAGUAGAUAUGGAGUUGCACCUGAUCACCCUGAGGUGAAGAAUUGCGAAGAUACAUUUACUGAGUGCGCUGGAAAGUACUUAUUGGGGCAAGGUCAAAAGCAUACGUUUCAAUUCAGGGGAAAUGUAACGAUUGGACAAGAUGUAAAAUUAAAACAAUUGCUGGAUACUCAAGAUGCCGUCGUUCUGUGCUACGGUUGUUCUGGUGAUCACAAGCUGGGAAUUCCUGGCGAGGAUACUACUAAAGGUGUAUUCACAAGCAGAGAGUUUGUCAACUGGUACAAUGGGCAUCCUGAUUUUGCACGAUCUAAGCGGUUUGAAAACUUUGAUUGGAAGCAUGUCAAAAAUGUUGGGAUCAUUGGUAAUGGUAAUGUGGCCUUGGAUAUCGCUCGAGUUCUGCUCAGCAAUAGAAGAGAAGAAAUUUGGGCAGGGACAGACAUAAAUCCGCUUGCAUUAGAUCUUUUAAGAUCAGCUCCCGUUGAGAACGUGAAACUCAUCGCUCGUCGUGAUUUCAUUCACAGCAAGUUCACUAACAAAGAAUUCAGGGAACUUUGGGAGCUGGAGAAGUAUGGAAUUAAAGGAAUCAUCCAGCCCGAGUUUUACCAACCUUCCCAAUUCGACAUGAAAAGCGCUGAUAGAGUCUUUAAAAGACGUGUAGAGAUGGUAUCGGAGUAUUUGAAACCUUACGACCUAAGAAAGAAAAAUUAUAAGAAAUUCACACCUCCAGCGGAUGGGUUUUCGAGAUUUUGGGAGCUAGAUUACCUAAAGAGUCCUUUGAGCAUUAGUAGCGAUAAUGAGGGGUAUAUCAAGUCCUUGACACUUUCUAGAAAUGAGCUGACGUCUGACAACAGAGUGAUACAGCUCGAUUCAAGGAUAACUUAUGAUAUCGAUUUGCUUGUGACGUCGCUAGGAUAUGGGAGCAAACCUCUGGCAGAGUUUGGAGAGUUAAACAUUGGUUUUUCGAAAAAUCAUGCUGCGAACAAGAAUGGGUACGUGUUAGACAAGAAUGGUGCUGUGUUUCCAGAUCUCUACGCUUGUGGCUGGAUCAGAAAAGGAAGCAGUGGUGUAAUUGCCUCCACUAUGAUGGAUGCAUUUGAGGUAGCAGACAAUAUCAUAAAAGAACUAGAAAGCCAGAAGAUCACAAAAUCUGGAAAAAUUGACCUGUCAGACGUCAAAUACACUACUUGGGAAGAUUGGGAAAAGAUCGACGAAGAAGAAAAAAUUCGCGGCAGGAACCUCAACAAACCUCGAUUGAAAUUUCUUUCGAGAAGUGAUAUGCUCACUUUCUUGGAUAAAUAA